AUGGCUCGUUUGACGCUCAUAGCUACCUCGGCCGUCUUGUUGAUAUUGACCGCUGUUCACGCGCAGUGGCAACCAAACGUCGCGGUCGAAAAUCGCACUCUUGACGAGAUAUACCAGGCGGCACAAGCUGAGAAAUGUAGCCAACUCCGAGUCGCAGCAGGAGGAGAUGCCAAAGGCUACUGGUCCGGCACUAUCGAAGGCUUCCAAAAAAGAUUCCCUUUGAUCGAUCUGAAUCUGACCACCGACUUCUCUAAAUACCAUGAUUCACGCAUCGACCGUGCUUUUUACGCCGGUAACGAGGACAUCGACAUUGCCGCCCUUCAGACGCUUCAAGAUUUCCCGCGCUGGAAGGCACAGAAUCGUCUCAUGUUCUACAAGCCGCAGAAUUUCUCGGACCUUGUGAAUGGCGAGAAAGACUUCGAUGGCGCCUGGCUCCCCGUGUACUUAUUUGGUUUUGGACAAUUCUUCUACGACAGCAACAAAAUCAAGGAGUCAGAGAUACCCGACAAUUACCUGGACCUACUGGACCCCAAAUGGAAGGGAAAGUUGAUCUCAACCUAUCCUAACGAUGACGAUGCAAUUGCUUACCUGUUCUCCCUCCAAAUUGCCAAGUAUGGCUUUGAAUGGUUCGAGCGCCUAGCUCAGCAGGAUGUCCAAUGGGUGCGCGGCAGCGCUACUCCUUUCAUCCUGCUAUCCCAGGGAGCCGACAACACUUCGUCCGAGCGCGCUAUAACUUUCAGCACCACUCACCUUGACGGCUUCAACCCCGCGGUCAAGUCCACGAUUCCGUCGAAAGAGGAAUAUUUCUCCUGGUUCCAAACCAUGGCCAUCUUCCGCUCAACCAAAUGCCCCGAAUCCUCAAAACUCUUCGUCUCGUGGAUUUUGAGCGAUGAAUGGCAGGCGCCCUUGUCGAAGACGAUUACCACACCUCUCAACCACUUGAACGCACUAUCAGGCAAUGAGAUCUAUACCAACAACAAAACCCAGACACAGGGAUUCCGAUAUUUUGAGAAUGAUCGUGCUGUGGUGGAAUGGUGGAAGACACAAUAUGAAACGACUCUAGGCCCUGCUGUGGGAAUUGACCCGAAUCUCAUCUAUUGA
This is a messenger RNA of Bacidia gigantensis, 1101 nucleotides long. RefSeq lists its product as uncharacterized. NCBI's taxonomy places the organism in Eukaryota, Fungi, Ascomycota, Lecanoromycetes, Lecanorales, Ramalinaceae. The record is from RefSeq and is a predicted model, not a curated record. Bases 1 to 1101 code for a protein of 366 amino acids. The transcript is spliced from 3 exons.